Phlebotomus argentipes is the source of this 3419-nucleotide messenger RNA. RefSeq lists its product as uncharacterized. The transcript is spliced from 7 exons. Gene Ontology annotation, biological process: regulation of transcription by RNA polymerase II. Bases 370 to 3339 code for a protein of 989 amino acids. The record is from RefSeq and is a predicted model, not a curated record. Lineage: Eukaryota; Metazoa; Arthropoda; Insecta; Diptera; Psychodidae. Gene Ontology annotation, molecular function: DNA-binding transcription factor activity, RNA polymerase II-specific; RNA polymerase II cis-regulatory region sequence-specific DNA binding.
GUAAAUGGUAAACCUUAGCCUCUAGAGUGAAUCGUGAUCGUCACGCAUGUUCCCUCCUCUUUGAUACAGGUCGUGAAAUUUUUCCGUUGAGCACGUCGACCUUGACAUUCAAAUGUGUGUAUAAUUGCUCGUGAGAUGGCGCACAUGCAUCGCUUGCGCGCUGAUUUUUGCCGCGUGGACGGGUGGCGCUAUCGGUCGGAAACGAGGACAGCUGAUUGCUUGUCAUUGCCGAAAAAUGGUGAUCGCGAGAAUCUUGUGCUCUUGCCGUCCUUGCUUGGUGUGAAAAGUGCGUUGAGUUGUGGGAGAAAGGGUAGGUGUGAAUCGGUGGUGCGAACGGCAGUGUCAGUGUUCGAUGGUGGGUAACCCAUCAUGUCCAACUCGAGUCAUUUCCAGCCGUGGAUAGCGGCCAGCCGAGAUGUCCGCGGCACUUUCUAUGGCAAAGUUGAUAACGAUAGCGCGGCGGCAGGCGCUGCAUCAUCUAUGUCCCUGGACCUGUACACUCAAAUUGGACUGCAGAAGGUGGCGGCGCUAUACAAGGCAUCUCGUGAUGCCGAGGACGCCGCUGCCUGGACGGAGGCGGAUGAAGAGAAGACCCGGAAGAUGCAGCAAUUUGUCGAGGCCACGAUUGGAGAUUGUGCGAAAGAGCAGAUAUUUCAACUGGUCGAGAAGAUAUCCCAACUGAAACCGCCUGAGAGACUUUUUCUGUACCUACGAAUGCCUGGCGGCAACUCAGAGACUGAUCCACUAAGGCAACCACAAAACCCACUCGGGACCCGGAGCGAAAUAACACAUACGAUCAACUGGGUCAGGUCCCACCUAGAGCACGACCCCGCCGUAUCCAUUCCCAAGCAGGACGUCUACGACGACUAUAUAGAAUACUGUACAAGAUCAACCAUAAAACCUCUUUCGACGGCGGACUUUGGCAAGGUGAUGAAACAGGUGUUCCCUAAUGUGCGCCCUCGUCGUCUUGGGACCAGAGGUCAUUCUCGCUACUGUUACAGUGCCAUGAGAAAAGCCACAAAACUCAGUCCGCCGGUUCUGCCAGAGCUCGGAGGCUCUACAAAGGUGGUCGUUGAGGAAUGUGAAGCAACAGAUGGCGAGGCUUGGCGUGUGGUCAAAGGCUGGGCCGAAAGUCUCCUGAGCACCUCUUUCGAUACACUCAAAGAUCUGGCCAGUCACAUUAACAGCCACGGGCUCCAUUUACCCGCUAACACGGCCUCGCGCAUCCUGUUACAGAAAAAGCUGCUGCAGCGCGAUGGGAAGGAUAAAAAGAAGUGCACAGACGCCGAUGGAUCAUCAAUGAAGAAACGCCGAAAAAGAAGACGCAAGAAUUCGGCUUCCUCGACUGAAUCCAUUGGAGCUGCACCUUUCUCGGAUACGGAUAACAAUAAUGGAAAUUGUCAGGAGAGCCGACAAAUUGAGGUGAAGUCCAUGAGAAAUAACAGCAACAGUAGUUGCAGCCAGGACAUGAAGCCGUUCGUGUGUGAAGAUCUCCCGUUCGGCAAGGAGGAACCGUUCACGGGCCAUCAAGAGCCAAACUUAUCAAUUCAAGGUACAAAUUCAUCCUGUGAUAGUGGCCCAUUUUGUCAGGCAAUUGAGACGGUAUGUGUAAAGCAAGAAGUGGACGUGGCUGAGCAUCAGAAUAUCUUCUGCAAGAAGGUGCGCCAGGCACAACAAGCAAAGGGAUUGUGGCCACUACAGUCUGGCUCGGCGGCAGAGGGAACGAAUUUGCCACCAAAUGGCACCUCGGAUGACUUGAAAGAUGGCCAUUGCUUCAGUCAGCCCCAAUUGCCGCAGAAUGCCAUCAAGUACGAGAGAAGAAUGAUGCAGCGAGAUGGAAUAAACACAUUCAAGCGCAUCAAGUUGCCAGGAUAUUCAGAAGAUAUGCCGGAGAAUGGAAGUGAGAUCCCAGGAGAUUUCAUUCUUCCGCGUGAACGUGUCAUUAGUAUUUGCAACAUGGACAAGGAUGCUCUUGAUGACUACCUCAACGGUGGGGACAACUCACAGGAACCUGAAGCAGAACUAAUGCAGUACUUCUCGGGGGAGAUGGAGGCGCCUAGUGGAAAGAGUGGCGAAUGUGAGAGCGCUGAUCUGGGUCAAUUGCAGACGAGCAUUCCGCUGUUGGAAAAUUAUCAACUGUUCAGCGAUGGCAAAGGUGAAGGAUCAUCCAAUCAGAUUAAUCAACUGCGCCAGUAUCUGCAACAGAGUCUGCAGACAAGUGGAAAGAACUCCUCAGACUCACCCGUAGGAAAUUCCCUGAAUCUGUACCCGGGAUCAGCGUCUGCAUCUUUAGCAAUGAUGUCUCAGCGUCUCAUGUCGACAGAUGUACCAGGUGGUUCAUCGCGCGAGGCAGUGAAUUUAGGAAGGAAUGCUGUCCGAAAAAAAUUGAAUAUCGCUACUGCAACCACAGAGGCCACAAACAGCGUACCUCACAGUCCCAAUACACGUCGUAGGAACUUCAGUUUUGUUCCCAUCUCAGCAGGGCCGCAGAGCCCACAGAUUCGUACAAGCUCGACAACUAGCUGUCGUCAAACACAGACCUUUGUUAGUCCAAGGGUAACUCCAGUCACUAGGCGAUCUUUCAGAGGGCAUUGUAGCACAAUGAUGGCACCUGUAAAAACGGAGGCUGCAUCAGCACCGCCUAGUCCACCCUCCUGGACAGGCAAGAGUGGGGGGUAUGUCAUGAAACAGCCUGUUAGUCAGGGACAAGUGCCACCAGUGCCCGAAAUGCGCUCACAGAGCGUUCCUCUGCACUGUAGAAGUCCUCUCUUUGGCGGAACUAUCAACUGUUCGGCCUACACUUCGGCCUGCAGCUCCGUGGCACAAACCCCCAUUCCGCCAGACUACACAGACUUCACUAGUGACGUGGGUCUACUGGACUACUUCAACGGACCUGUUGCGUCGUCCAGCGCAGCUGCAGGUAUUGUCACGCCUGUAUUGGAUGGCGAACUGAAUAUAAGUGACUUUCCAGGUAAUUCUCGCUCUGUGCCAUCGACUCCUUUGCCGAUAAAUGGAACCACUGUGCAGGGCACCGUGGCGAGUCAGCCGACAAGCUAUGCAAAAAUGUACGACAUGUCCAAAUCAAUGCCAUCAACUCCGCUCACUGGAGGCAAUCUUUUCCGCUACAGUCCGGAGAUCAAUCGAGAUUUCCUCAUCAAUGGCAAUUCCUUAGACGCCUCGAAGCAGCCGCCCUUCUACGGACAGCCAGCGGCAGUCACAAGUGCCAUGCCCAUGGACGCCACGAUGGGUGACAAGGAGUUUUCUACAUUCACUGAUAGUAUUAUCUCAAAUCUGAACGAUGGGCCAACUUUUGAGUCGGAACUCCUCGAUAAUCUCUAAGCAUAAAAGGUGACCUACGUGGUUACCUAACAGGAUUCAGGUAAGAGAUUGCACAUGUCAAUUCCAUGGAAAACUUCAUC